Tinamus guttatus (white-throated tinamou) is the source of this 1741-nucleotide messenger RNA. NCBI's taxonomy places the organism in Eukaryota, Metazoa, Chordata, Aves, Tinamiformes, Tinamidae. The record is from RefSeq and is a predicted model, not a curated record.
GAAAAACAUCCAACUCUUUCAUUGAGAGUUUCCAUCUUAAAAAUCUGUCUCUUUGUGUAUGUGCACAGAUUUGUUGUCUAGAAUGGUCUGUGUUCUGUGCUUCGAGGGCUGAUGAACGCCAGGGGAGAUCCUGACUAAUUCCUGUUUCCUUUUUUCAGAGAUAUCAUGUCCAUUUAUAAGGAACCACCCCCGGGAAUGUUUGUUGUGCCUGAUCCCCAUGACAUGACCAAGAUUCAUGCAUUGAUCACAGGCCCAUUUGACACGCCUUAUGAAGGGGGUUUCUUCUUGUUCCUGUUUCGCUGUCCUCCAGAUUAUCCCAUCCACCCACCAAGGGUCAAACUGAUGACAACGGGAAAUAACACAGUGAGGUUUAACCCCAACUUCUACCGCAAUGGGAAAGUCUGCCUGAGUAUUCUAGGCACUUGGACCGGGCCUGCAUGGAGCCCAGCACAGAGUAUCUCUUCAGUCCUUAUCUCCAUCCAGUCUCUGAUGACUGAGAACCCCUAUCACAAUGAGCCCGGCUUUGAGCAGGAGAGGCAUCCUGGGGACAGCAAGAACUAUAACGAGUGCAUUCGGCAUGAGACCAUCCGAGUAGCAGUGUGUGACAUGCUGGAAGGGAAGUGUCCCUGUCCUGAGCCUUUACGGGGAGUAAUGGAGAAAUCCUUCAUGGAAUACUAUGACUUCUAUGAAGGGGUGUGCAAAGAAAGACUUUAUCUCCAAGGACAGACAAUGCAGGAUCCUUUUGGUGAGAAACGAGGCCACUUUGACUAUCAGUCCCUGUUAAUCCGUUUGCAAGGAAUUCGUCAGAAGGUGCAAGAGAAACACCAGCAGGAGAAUACAGAAAUAGACUCUGAGAGCAGCUCCUCUGAGACAGAGACAGACACUCAAGGUUGUUCCAAAGCUUAGAGCUGUGUCAGCAGUGGAGAGGCCAAGCUGUGGGGAUGUUCUGUCUUCACAGUCUAGAGUACCCCUGACAGACUCGACAACCAAACCAGCGCCAGAGCGGAGAAAACUGCGGGGCAUCUCCUGUCUCCUUUUACUGCUCUGGUGGAUAAUGCUGAAUGAGAAGACUUCAUUCUAGACAAAGCCAAGCUUGUGACAGGCUACUAUUAAAAGGUACUUAACUAUACUAGAAAGCUGGAGCAUGUGGCAUCAGGUUAUUUUUUGGAAACACCUACACUGGGUUCUUCACUGGGUUCUUUUUUUUUUUGUUAUUAUUAAACAAUGAGAUCUAGACCAUGACUCCUCUUUACAGCUUUUCUGUUCCUAGACAGUGAGCCCUUCCCUGGGGCCGUGCUGAAUGUGGAGCUUUAGCUUGGGGAGAGCUCUGAUGAGUCUGGGGUAUGACAGGGCCCGUGCACCGUGUGCCCAGGUGAAACCUUUUUGUGCAGGUUGGGAGAGACAGAGACCCUCUGCUCCGCGGGAGCCCACCUACCUGAUGGCUUUCUUCUAGACACUGUUCUAGACAGACCAAAGAUAAAGAGCAGUGGUGGAAUCUGGGCUUCUUUCUGACAGCUUUAUUCAAGCCCUGGAUGACUUUGUCCACUGGGAGUCCAGGAGCAAAGGGGCGAAUGAAAAGUGGAAACUGCAAGAAUUCAUAAAUCGAGUGCAGCUGUGUUCACUCUGGCAUUUUGGGGGAAGGAAGCUGAGGAAAUCAUUGGUUCAGAGAUGGCGGAGCACUUAAAAAUAAGUCUAAUUUGUGUAAUUUUUUAAGUGUUGAUUUGAAGUUAGUGUCCUAGAA